Diospyros lotus (date-plum) is the source of this 706-nucleotide messenger RNA. RefSeq lists its product as uncharacterized. The transcript is spliced from 4 exons. The record is from RefSeq and is a predicted model, not a curated record. Bases 245 to 541 code for a protein of 98 amino acids. Lineage: Eukaryota; Viridiplantae; Streptophyta; Magnoliopsida; Ericales; Ebenaceae.
CUCUCUCUCUGACCGUCCCCUUAUCAUCGUUCCACCUUGCCGCCCGGUUGCUUGGUGCUCAGUGCCGUCGAUUCACUAGUCCGAUUGCUAGGUACCGCCGUCGAUUCGCAAACACAAACUCCGAUUGCUCGGUGCCGCCAUCAAUUCAGCUUAAAGGGGUGUGGAUAAAAAGCAAAGUGACCAGAACAAUAUCGACAGCACACUUCACAGAGAGAGAGAGAGAGAGAGAGAGAGAGAGAGAAGAAUGGAGAAAUACUUUGGAAACGCGUACAGAGGCGACCCUGGAGUUCCACACGCUGACCAAGAUCGGUUCGUCAACAUAUGGAUUGGAUCCUUUGCUUUCUCUGCCUUCUCUUGGCUCAAUCCCUACAUUUGGCAACUCCCUAAUCAAUUCAACUGGCAUGACAAAGCUAUGUUGUUCGAGCAUUACCACUGGAAGAAAGCGCUGCAGAAGAAACAGCCAUAUAAAUUCAAGUGGAACCAGAUGGACAGGGAGAUUAGGGACUCGUACUAUUUCAAUUGGCCUGUCUACUUCCCUUAGAUUUUUCUUACUGCCCUCUCUCCUGCCUGUGCCUUUCAAGCCAUUUCUUUCAUUUCUUAUGGGAAUAUGCUCUCAUCUGUUAAGUAUGAAACUCGAGCUAUGAGAAAAUGUACCUUCAACAUAAAAAAUGGUGGCUUUCUAUUGAAAUAGUGUAUUCUCUUAGAA